Eucalyptus grandis is the source of this 4105-nucleotide messenger RNA. RefSeq names its product structural maintenance of chromosomes protein 4. The coding region runs from base 171 to 3920 and encodes 1249 amino acids. Gene Ontology annotation, biological process: mitotic chromosome condensation. The transcript is spliced from 28 exons. Gene Ontology annotation, molecular function: ATP hydrolysis activity; protein binding; ATP binding. NCBI's taxonomy places the organism in Eukaryota, Viridiplantae, Streptophyta, Magnoliopsida, Myrtales, Myrtaceae. Gene Ontology annotation, cellular component: chromosome. The record is from RefSeq and is a predicted model, not a curated record.
GGCAUUAGAGAAUUCAGUCAGAUUCGGACCGAUCGAAUCGUUCAUACAUCGUCGCGGAUCGCCGGUUGCGACGCCGGCCGGACGAACUUCCGAGAGCGCUUUCAAUCGGUGGCGGAGUAGCGGCGCGGCGCAGGGCAGGGCAGGGCAGGCGGAGCUCGAAUCGAGGCGCUAUGGGGAUGGAAAACGGGGACGGCGCGGCGGCCCGCGAGCCGGGGUCGGCGGGCCGGAAGCCGUCGAGGGGGAGCGGCUCGCCGAGGCUGUUUAUCAAGGAGAUGGUGAUGAGGAACUUCAAGUCCUACGCCGGCGAGCAGCGCGUCGGCCCCUUUCACAAGAGCUUUUCGGCCGUGGUCGGACCGAACGGGAGCGGGAAGAGCAACGUCAUAGAUGCCAUGCUUUUUGUGUUCGGGAAGAGAGCAAAGCAGAUGAGGCUCAACAAGGUUUCGGAGCUUAUCCACAACUCAACGAAUCACCAGAAUCUUGACAGUGCCGGCGUUUCCGUUCACUUUCAGGAAAUUGUGGAUUCGGACGAUGGUGGAUAUGAAGUUCUUCCAGGAAGUGAUUUCGAAAUAAGCCGGGUUGCAUUUCGAGACAACUCCUCCAAGUAUUACAUUAAUAACCGCUCGAGCAACUUCACCGAGGUCACUAAAUUGUUGAGAGGGAAAGGAGUGGACUUGGACAACAACCGUUUCUUGAUUCUUCAGGGUGAAGUCGAGCAGAUUUCCUUAAUGAAGCCGAAGGCCCAGGGACCCCAUGAUGAAGGUUUCCUCGAGUAUCUCGAAGACAUUAUUGGAACCGACAAAUACAUUGAGAAGAUAGAUGAAUCAUCCAAAGAGCUGGAGUCCCUGAACGAGAAGAGAUCUGGGGUAGUGCAAAUGGUGAAGCUGGCUGAGAAAGAAAGAGAUAGCCUGGAGGACGUGAAGAACGAAGCAGAAUCUUACAUGUUGAGGGAAUUGUCUCUGAUGAAAUGGCAAGAGAAAGCCACAAAAUUGGCUCAUGAAGAUAGCAAUGCCCAAAUGAUUGAAAUGCAAGCAAACGUCUCCAGCCUAGAAGAAAAUUUGAAUGCACAAAGGGAGAAAAUUGGAGAAAGUAACAAGACACUGAAGGAGCUCGAGGCUGUGCACCAGAAGUAUUUGAACAGACAAGAGGAGUUGGAUAAUAUUCUACGAGUCUGUAAGGAUGAGUUCAAGGAGUUUGAAAAUCAAGAUGUCAAAUAUCGGGAAGAUUUGAAGCACAAGAAGCAAAAGGUCAAGAAAGUUGAGGACAAACUUGAAAAGGAUAUGAAGAAAAUUGAAGGAUUAAAAAAGACGUGUGAGGAUUCAGCAAAGACAAUUCCAGAACUCGAGGACAAUAUUCCAAGACUGGAAAAGCUGUUAUCUGAUGAAGCAGCAGUUCUGGAAAAAGUAAAAGUGGACUCCGAAGUGGAAUCUGAGAAAUUUCGUUCUGAGCUAGCAAAAGUUCGCGCUGAAUUAAAACCCUGGGAAGACCAACUGAUCGAACAUCAGGGAAAACUUGAUGUCGCAUGUUCUGAUCGCAAGAUUCUUGAUGACAAGCAUGAAGCUGCUCGUUCUGCUUUUGAGGGUGCUCAAAAGCAGAUGGAUGACAUCAAGGGAAAGAUCGAAAGAAGUACUGAAAACAUUGUUAAUAUAAAAGAAGAUAUCCAGAAGAAAAGGAUGGAACUCUCAGAAGCUCGAAGAUUGGAGCAAGAAUGCAUUAGAGAAGAAGAAACACUGAUCCCUCUUGAGCAAGCUGCUAGAGAAAAGGUUGCUCAACUUAAGUCUGUUAUGGAUUCUGAGAAGAGUGAAGGAUCAGUUUUGAAGGCGAUUUUGCAUGCCAAGCGGUCGAAUCAGAUAGAGGGAAUAUAUGGGCGAAUGGGUGACUUAGGUGCUAUUGACGCAAAGUAUGAUAUUGCUAUAUCAACGGCUUGUCCGGGACUUGACUAUAUAGUGGUGGAAACAACAAGUGCAGCACAAGCAUGUGUUCAGUUACUACGGAAAGAGAAACUAGGUGUUGCAACUUUCAUGAUAUUGGAGAAACAAGUUGGUCUUCUUCAUAAAUUGAAGGAGAAGGUAAGCACUCCAGAAGGAGUUCCACGUCUAUUUGACCUAAUCAAAGUCCAAGAUGAGAGAAUGAAGCUUGCUUUUUACGCAGCAAUUGGGAAUACUAUUGUAGCAGAGAAUCUUGAUCAGGCAACACGAAUUGCCUACAGUGGAAAUAGAGAAUUUAGGCGUGUUGUAACACUAGAUGGAGCACUUUUUGAAAAAUCUGGGACCAUGAGUGGAGGGGGAAGUAAACCCCGUGGUGGUAAGAUGGGUACAUGCAUUCGAAGCAUCAGCGUAUCUGCGGAAGAUGUUCGAAAUGCAGAGAAUGAGCUUUCUACCUUGUCUGAUAAAUUAAGUAAUCUGCGACAACAAAAAGCUGAUGCAGUGAGGCGUCACCAGUCCUCUGAAAAAGCAUUUGCAAAUCUGGAGAAGGAGUUGGCUAAGUGCCAGACGGAGAUAAAUGGUUUGCAUAACCAGCUUAGCGACCUUGAAAAACAACUUGGUUCUUUGAAGGCAGCAUCAAAACCAGGGAAGGACGAGCUUGAUAGGCUUGAGGAGCUCAAGAAAAUUAUUCAUGAUGAAGAAAAGGAGAUUGGUAGGAUCAUGUCAGGAUCCAAAAAAUUGAAGGAGAUGGCGUCGGAGCUGCAGAAGAGAAUAGAUGCUGAGGGGGAAAAGAUGAAAGCACAGAAUUCCAGGGUCUCUAAGAUUCAAUCUGAUAUUGAUCAGCACAAGACAGAGAUCAAUCGCCACAAAAACCAGAUAGAGUCUGGCCAGGAAAAGAUGAAGGAAUUAACAAAAGGGCUUGAGGAGGCAAAAAAGGAGAAAGAGAGACUUGUUGAGGAGAAGGAGAAAUUGCGGUCUGCUUUCCGAGAAAUAGAACAGAAAGCAUUUAAAGUUCAAGAAAAUUACAAACACACGCAGCAGCUUAUAGAUCAGCAUAGAGAAGUCUUGGAGAAAGCAAAAUCUGAAUAUGAGAAAGUGAAAAGGUCUGUGGAUGAAUUGCGGGCAUCAGAGGUUGAUUCUGCCUAUAACCUACAAGACAUGAAGAAGACAUACAAGGAAUUGGAGUUGAAGGCAAAAAGUUACCAGAAAAGACUUGACGACCUGCAAGUUGCACUGUCAAAACAUAUGGAACAGAUUCACAAAGAUUCAGUAGAUCCUGCAAAGCUUCAAGCUACAUUGACUGAUAAGGCUCUGACUGACACUUGUGACUUGAGGAGGGCACUUGAGAUGGUAGCACUACUAGAAGCACAACUCAAGGAAAUGAGUCCUAAUCUUGAUUCAAUCUCAGAAUACAGGAACAAAGUUGCAUUAUAUAUUGAACGAGUUGAUGAUCUCAAUCAUAUCAGUCAACAACGAGAUGACAUAAAGAAACAGUAUGAUGAAUGGAGAAAGAAGAGGCUGGAUGAGUUCAUGGCAGGAUUCAAUACAAUAUCUCUGAAAUUAAAAGAGAUGUAUCAGAUGAUCACACUAGGAGGUGAUGCAGAACUUGAAUUGGUCGACUCUUUGGAUCCCUUCUCUGAAGGUGUGGUCUUCAGUGUCAGGCCACCAAAGAAAAGCUGGAAGAAUAUCGCUAACUUAUCUGGCGGGGAAAAGACUCUCAGCUCAUUAGCUCUUGUCUUUGCCCUUCAUCACUACAAACCUACUCCGCUUUAUGUGAUGGACGAAAUUGAUGCAGCUCUAGACUUCAAAAAUGUUUCUAUUGUGGGACACUAUGUGAAAGACCGGACAAAGGAUGCCCAAUUCAUUAUUAUAAGCCUCAGAAACAACAUGUUUGAGCUUGCAGAUCGACUUGUAGGAAUAUACAAAACUGACAACUGCACUAAGAGCAUUACAAUCAAUCCUGGGAGUUUUGUGGUGUGUGAAGAUGAUGAUGCCUGAUUCAUCACUAAAGAUAUUUUGAGCAAGCAUGAUGUUCUCUUUCAUGACUGCUUUUUUCGUUUAAGUUCUUGCUAACUUGUGUAGCUUGCCAUCCUCAGUGGCCUAUAAUUUAAUGAAUUUGCUUGCUGCUUAUGUAUAUUACAAGAAGGGUUGCUCAUAAUAUAAGCACUGAGGUUUUGACUCUC